Glycine soja is the source of this 2432-nucleotide messenger RNA. RefSeq lists its product as uncharacterized. Gene Ontology annotation, biological process: positive regulation of growth. The transcript is spliced from 2 exons. The record is from RefSeq and is a predicted model, not a curated record. Bases 232 to 2034 code for a protein of 600 amino acids. Lineage: Eukaryota; Viridiplantae; Streptophyta; Magnoliopsida; Fabales; Fabaceae.
UUAAUUCCAUAGUCCACACGCUCGCUUUCUCUGCAAUUUAUCCUUUUUUAUUUUCCUUUCACUGCACAGCUUCUUCCGUAUACUUCCCUCUCUCUCUCCACUGUUACCAUUUUCCACUGUUUGUUUGUUCUCAGCUCAAGGAGGAUUCUUGCCCAAGUCCUCGUUUUUGUGAUCGAGCUAUGACCAAGAACUUGUCUUAAAGAGCAUUUUUUUACCAUUCUUAGGUAAGCAAUGGUUGGUGCAUCUUGGUUUCGAACUCUAUGGAAGACUCAACGGAAGGAUGAUACUAAUUCUGAGAAGGCAGUGAUUGGGGUGUUAGCAUUUGAAGUUGCGAGCUUGAUGUCCAAGCUUGUUAAUUUGUGGCAGUCUUUGAGUGAUAAACAGGUUGCUAAGUUGAGAGAAGAGAUAACAAAUUCUCUGGGCAUCAGAAAGCUUGUUUCAGAGGAUGAGAAUUUCAUUGUACGCUUAAUCAGUCUAGAGAUGCUUGAGAAUAUGGCACAUGUGGCUGAAUCUGUGGCUAGGUUUGGUAAGAAAUGCAGUGAUCCAAGUUUGAAAGAUUUUGAGAAUGCCUUUGAUGAAUUGAUCACUUUUGGUGUUGAUCCAUAUCGGUGGGGAUUCACUUUCAAGAAAAUGGAAAAAAAGGUAAAAAGGAUGGAAAAGUUUAUAUCAACUAACGCAACUUUGUAUCAAGAGAUGGAACUGCUGGCAGAUCUUGAGCAAACUCUUGGAAGAAUGAAGGCUUACACUGAAUCAGAUGGACCGAAUUUAAUUGACUAUCAAAAGAAGGUUACAUGGAAGAGGCUCGAGGUGAAGAACUUAAAGGCUAAUUCUCUGUGGAACAGAACGUAUGAUUACACGGUACUUUUUUUAGCAAGAUCUUUAUUUACAAUAUUCAGUAGGAUCAACAAUGUAUUUGGCAUUCAAGAGAUUAUAGAUAUUGGUAAAACCAAGAAUCGAAGUGCUUUGAAUUCUGAUCAUGCUAAUGGCAGUCAAUCGGUUUCUGAAUUAUUGCAACCUUCAGUCCAACCCUCCAGCGAAGUUCGUGCCAGGUUUGCUUCAGGACCCCUUGGUGCUUUUGCUGCUACAUCUCGUCCAAAUGCUCGAAUAAAUAAAGCUAGCAUGUUUCCUUCAGAUGGUGGGGACUCAUCCACAAAGUCCGGCCUAAUUUCAGCAAAGAACAGAAGUCUCAAAUUUUUCUCAGGUCCUCUUGGUAGAAAUUCCAAAAAGCCAGUUCCAGACAAUGGAACAAAUAAAAAUAGCAAGAUUUGGAACUUUCAUGGUAACUCCACCACCACAAAUGGGAAGGAAACUCACACAAGGCAAAGUCGACUGACUCAAGUAGAACCUUUCAAAGGAUUUAUGCCUGCGGACAGUUCCUUGGUCAUUGACAGCCACUCAAGCCCAAAUGAUGUUCGUUUAGCAACACAAAAUCCCAAUGACCCUAAAGCAAACCUUGUUACUCCUGGAAAAGAGGUUCAUCACCCUCAAUCCACUUUCAAUUACCUAUGCAGGUUACAGCCUCCAUCUGAAUCCCUUGGUGCUGCUUCUUUAGCCCUGCACUAUGCAAAUGUUAUCAUCAUGAUCGAGAAGCUAGCAACAUCUCCAUACUUGAUUGGUGUUGAUGCAAGAGAUGAUCUGUACAACAUGUUACCGAGACGUUUAAGAUCUGCGCUUAGGACCAAGCUAAAGCCAUAUUCCAAGGCCAUGGCUGCAGCAGUCUAUGAUGCAGGUCUAGCAGAAGAAUGGACCGAAGCAAUGACAGCUAUAUUAGAAUGGUUAGCCCCGCUCGCUCACAACAUGCUUAGAUGGCAAUCCGAGAGAAGCUAUGAGCAACACUGCUUUGUUUCCAGGACAAAUGUGUUGCUGGUGCAAACCCUUUAUUUUGCAAGUCAAGAAAAAACUGAAGCAAUAAUCACUGAGCUUCUUGUGGGUCUGAAUUAUGUGUGGAGAUAUGCUAGGGAGUUCAAUAAAAAAGCUCUGCUAGACUGUGGCAGUGGUGGGGUAGAUAUUGGAUAUUCUCAACUGAAUGGAUAAGCAAUUUUUAUGAAGCUCAUGUGAGGUUCACUUUUCAACAAAAGUGCAGUACCUGACAAGUGAUUGGGAUGAAUCUUUUCAGGCACACCAAUUCUUGCUUCUUAAAUCUCAAUGAAUGUGAAACAAGUGCAGAUGGAGCAUGAGAGAAUUGCCCACAUAAACUGUUAGUGUCAGAAAUGCAUUCUUGGUGAGAAAUGUUGUUUUAAAAUAUUUAGCAUUAAUUUUCUUUGAGGAGAUCCUAGCUUAUUUAACUUGGAUCUCUGGUCUCAUCCUUGAAAAGUUGUUUUGUGGGUGCAUAUUUAUGAGCCUUAUAUGUAUUAAAUUGUAUAGCUUUUAUCAACCUGGAUAUUUCUAUAUUGAUAUCUUUUGAAUGGUAAGACAGAUUUCAAAAUGCUAUA